Styela clava is the source of this 2578-nucleotide messenger RNA. RefSeq lists its product as uncharacterized. The record is from RefSeq and is a predicted model, not a curated record. NCBI's taxonomy places the organism in Eukaryota, Metazoa, Chordata, Ascidiacea, Stolidobranchia, Styelidae.
GUUGGAUAUCAUUUCAAAACAUUGUAACCUUUUUAGCAAUAUGGCUAGAUAUCAUUUAAUUAUUGCAUUGUACUUGUCAAGUGUAACUAUAAUCACCAAAGGACAAGAAGAAAUCUUGAAUUGCAGACCAAAGAAAGGAUGCAAAAUGGAUGUAAAAUGUGAAGCCACGACGGAAGGAUUUAACAUUCUAGAAUAUUUAGAAAAAAGUCAAUUUCCGCUAACAUGCCAGUCCAAAUCUAGAGGGACAAAAAGUGGUUCAGAAAUUGGUAUAGAUCUUUCCGGAGUAUUCAAAAUGGUUACUAAGUCAAUUUCCGAGAUCAAUAUUAUCAAAAAUGAACUGAAUAAUCUUCGAAAAACAAAUUCUCAAUUGAAGGGGCAAUUAGCAAAAAACCAGGAAGCUCAGAAACUGUUUCAGAUGGAACUCUAUCAGCUUGGCGAUGUCAACAAAAAUCAAUCCGACGUCUUAAACACUUUUCGAACGCUGAUCGGGAGACAAAACAAAGAUAUCAAACAACUUCGAGGCCGAAGUACUGAAUUAACAGUAGAACUAAUGAAUCUGAAGAAAUUUAAAACCGACACGGAGAAUGGGUUAAAAGCAAUGAAAGAUAAUCACAAAACCCAGAUCGAUAAAAUGAAAGAAAAUCUGGAAAAGCAAAAAGAAGAAAAUGAGAAAAUAAAAAAUUCGAGUGAUUUUGCAACAAAACGAUUGGAAGAAAUACAGACGGAUUAUGAAUUUUUCAGAGAAGAAUCUAUGAAUAUGUGGGAAACAACCAGCAAAUCUGUAGCAGUAUUAAAAAAAGAAAAUGAAGAGUUGAAGAAAGAAAUGAGUAAUAUGCAAACCUCUAAUGGAGAAUUAGAUAUUACGAUUGAUAAAAUUAAUAAAAAAGUGCAACAAGAAAUAACAAAAUUCCAAAAUAAGCAAAAUGAGGUUACGAAUAAAAAGCGUGAAGAAAUUCAAAAAGAGAUUACCGAUAUUCGCGAUACCAACGUAAAUCAAGUAAACAUUUUGAAGAAAGAACACGAAGAUAUUAAAAAAGAGCUGAAAUUCGUCCGCGAAGCGAGCAACAAAAAAAUUGAAAGCAUGGAAAAAGAAAAAAUGGAAAUGGAGAAAGAAAUACGUGAUCUCCGGAAUGAAACGGAACAGUACAUUGGAACAAUUCAAACGAUGAAGUCCUAUUUGGAUGAUGUGAAACAAAAGCUCUAUGGAUUCGAAGAAAAAGUCAAAGAAGCAAAUGAUAAAUUAUCCAGAUUCUCAAAUAAAGAUUUUAACGGGCAAAUAAAAUCUGCAACCCCCACGACCACAACAACGACAUCCCAGUCUACUACUACUGUUCAAACUACCACAGCGAAUAUGCCCAAACCUACUUCUGUUUCGGAAUCGACGGAUGAUUUAGAUACUUGUCAAAUGCUCAUUGAUGGUGUUUGCUAUUGGAGUGAAGUCCAUCCUAUAUGGGACACGGAUUAUAAAAAGGCUGUGUCUAUCUGUACAUCACAUAGCUCAGUAAUUGCUGAUGUUCCUAAUGCGGAAAGUUAUCAGAAAAUAUCAGAUUACCUACGUAAAGUUAUUCCAAUUGGAUGGAAUUAUAUUCAAAUAUGGACAGCAAAAGAAAUAAAUCCACCUACCGGUAAGAUAGAACCUGAAGAUUCCUUCACAAAAUGGUAUCAGCAUUUUCCCAAAAAAGGGAGACCGUACGCAGAAUAUACCAACAUCUACCUCAUUAUUAAACGCGACGUAAAAGACCCAAAUCACGGAAUGGCAAACUAUCCCCCAACAUUCUCCAGAAAUGGAGUUUUAUGUCGAAGGGAAAAUUAGAGAUGUAAUAGCGCAAGCCUGACAAUUUGUUCAAUCAUUUGAGCCGAUGUGUUGGAAGUGUUGCCUUCGAAUAAUAAAGAGUUACUUCGACAAUAAUGUAAAUGUGUAAAUAAAGUGACUCUCAGAAGAACUGCGUUAUAAUUUUCAUCUUUGGUUUUCUGCUGGCACUCUGCUGUUGUGUCUAAAAAACUGCUAAUUUAUUUUUUAAAUAAAAGAAAAGAUUACAAUAGAAUUGUAAUACGGACGAAUUCUUAGGAUUUGGCAAAGACAAUAAUUUACAAUGUGGUCGCUCUAUUUUAGACUCGAGUUCAAAAAUCUUUGUUGCAAUUCAUAAUUGAAUGUUAAAACUGAUUUUGAAAAAUCCAAAAAUUGAAUCACAUUACUGAAAACUUUAUUUGUACCACAGAAAAUUUAUGAAUGAAUUUACAUUGCAUAAAAUAAGUGGUGGGAAACUUCCUGUAAUGGUGUACAUAAAAUCGAUUUUAUAUUUUUUUUAUAUUCGAAACGAAGACAAAUACACUUUUCUGGAUCAAUGGUUACCACGUUUCAAGAUAAUUUUUACUGAAUAAUUUAGGUUAACUUAUCGGGAAUCAAAUUUGGAAUCUUAAACAGAUGAGUAUUUAUAAUAAUCAUAAGUUGGAGAUUUUUUUUUUGUAAAUUGUUCUAUCCAGGCAUGUCAUUCAAGCAUAUAAUAGACGUUUUGUUGACGGUUUACUCCGUUAGAAUUCCUUCUAUGCUUUAAAAUGGAAAACGUUUUGUUGUUUA